This is a messenger RNA of Plasmopara halstedii, 2682 nucleotides long. RefSeq names its product ferroportin family. The transcript has 6 exons. The coding region runs from base 1 to 2682 and encodes 893 amino acids. Gene Ontology annotation, cellular component: membrane. The record is from RefSeq and is a predicted model, not a curated record. Gene Ontology annotation, molecular function: damaged DNA binding; oxidized purine nucleobase lesion DNA N-glycosylase activity; iron ion transmembrane transporter activity. NCBI's taxonomy places the organism in Eukaryota, Oomycota, Peronosporomycetes, Peronosporales, Peronosporaceae. Gene Ontology annotation, biological process: iron ion transmembrane transport; base-excision repair; nucleotide-excision repair.
AUGAAAUUAGUUGCCGUGCCGAUCUGUCUCGUAUUAGGCUUCAUCAGUGCCUUGUUUGCACUGGAUAGCGCAUUAUGCAUCAAAGGCUGUCAAAGUGUUUGCAUCAUGUCCGUACCUGCUAAUAUGGUGUCACUCAUUCUCAGCUCUGCUACACUUGUGCCUGUUGCCACUUGUCUAAUUUCUGCGUGGUUGAACGCACGUGAUCAAAGUCAUAACGAACAUAAGUAUCUUUUUAAAGAUAAUACAAGAAAACGUCAAGUGGUGACGUAUUUAUAUGCUAGUCAUCUACUUUCGUCUUGGGGAGAUCGAAUGUGGGCAUUCGCGGUGCCUAUCGUGCUUAUGGAUAUCUUUGUUGACACACUUCUACCCAGCGCAGUCUUUUCAUUAGCCACGAACGUUGUUUGUAUCCUUACAAUUCCAAUGGUAGGACACUAUUUGGAUAAAUGGAACCGUUGGACCAUUGUGAAGUAUGCUAUCGUUCUCGAAAACGUGAUGGUUGUGUUUAAUGCCAUCAUUUUAGGUUUAAUCUUGUAUUUCACAAAUGCAGAUGGCGUGCACAGGCCGGAGUGGACGUGGACUUUAGCAAUGAUGUUUUUAGGUACUUUAAUAUGUGGAAGUUUGGGUCAAGUGCUAAACGACGUACAAACUUUAUGUAUUGAACGUGAUUGGGUCGUUGUGAUUGCGGGACCCAACAAUUCAACUGCUCUUGCAAAUUUAAAUACGUUCAUGCGUCGUAUUGAUUUAAGCUGUAGCAUUCUUGGACCGAUGGCGUUUGGAUUAAUUGUGGAUUUCGCAGGUGGCGAUCCAACUACUCGUGCGAUGGUUGGAGCUGCAGUCGUGGGACUUUGGAAUAUAAUCUCCACUCCGUUAGAGUAUUGUAUGACACACGAUAUCUACCAUCUCGUACCAGCACUCGCUGUUCGUGCAUCUAUUAAUGAAAAUAUGAGUAAGGAGCAAACCGAUUCGACGAGAACUCGAUACUUAAGCUUGUGGUCCAACUUUGUGAAGCACCCUGUCUUUCUCAUCAGUUUUUCGUAUUGUGCUCUAUACAUGACAAUCUUAAGUGGUGGUGCAUUGAAUACUGCCUACCUUAAGUGGCGUGGCGUGUCUAAUUCACUCUUAGGUAUAAGUCGUGGUGCUGGGGCCAUCACUGGACUUGUGGGCACGAUAAUCUUUUCCUAUUUACAAACUCAUUUCAAACGAGUACAACACAUUGCUAUUCUGAGUGUAUGGCUCUUUUGGUUGUGCUUAACUCCAAUUCCACUGAUUUUUAUUCUCGCGAAGGAAUCUAUUACGUCUGACUAUGUGAUGCUCAUUUGCGUGGUAAUUUCACGUGCUUGGCUUUGGUGCACCGAUUUGGCAGAGACUCAAAUUAUGCAAGAGUGGAUUGCACCAGACCAGCGAGGAGCGAUCAACGCAAUGCAGACAGCAUUGAGUCAAUUUUUUUAUAUUCUCAUUCAGUUCUCAGGCAUCAUUUUUCAUGAUCCACAUCAAUUUGAAGCUUUAGUCUUUUUCUCACUGACUGCUGUACUUGCUUCAGCUCUGGGCUUUACCUACUGGGGGGUCAAGUAUGGCCGAUUCGACAAUAAUAGCUUUACAACGUUAAAUCAAAUGCGUCGUUCCGCUCGUCUCGCGUCGCAUUGCAUCAAAUCUGAGAGAACCACCUUCACUUCACACACUGCGAAAUCGAAUGUCAUCUCAACCACUCAAGAGCUUUCGUGUGCACUUACACUAGAAUCAGGUCAAGUUUUCUCUUGGCGAAGGCAUACACAAGAGAUGAAGUCGUGGAAGGGAGUCAUUGGGCGUCGAGUGUUUGCACUACGGGAAUAUCAGGGAAUGGUUCAGUUUCGAUGUCUUUAUCCAUUAAAAUUAUCGUACCAAGAAGGAUAUGAUGAACUAUCCUAUUACUUUCGGCUGGAUAUGUCAGCUGAUUUACUCUACGAGCGCUGGACCGAAACAAAAGACCAAAUGUCUGACAUCAUAAAGAGAUUACGAGGCUUGAGGAUUGUGCGACAGGACCCUGUCGAGUGUUUAUUCUCCUUCAUUUGCUCUUCGAACAACAAUAUCGCACGAAUUCAAGGAAUGGUGGACAAGCUUAAAGCAACGUACGGAGAUUUGAUUUAUAACACAGAGAACAGUGUGGAAAAUGACAAGAACAAGUUGUUUUAUGCUUUCCCAUCGGUUGAAACUCUUGCGAGAAAAUGUGACGAGGAAACAUUGCGAGCUUUGGGUUUUGGUUAUCGUGCGGCUUUCAUUGUUAAAACUGCGAAACAGCUUCAGAAACUUGGAGGGGCUUCGUAUCUUAAUAGCAUUCGAGAUGACAAGACUGGUGCAUAUCAAGAAAAACUGAUGGUGUUCACUGGCGUUGGACGUAAAGUCGCCGACUGCGUUGCGCUCUUUUCCUUGGAGAAGCUGGAGGCAAUUCCUGUUGAUACACACGUGUGGCAAAUUGCAUGUCGUGAACUAGAUCCGACUUUAAAUGAUCGGAAAAGUAUCACACCGAGUGUCUACCGCUUAGUGGGUGACUUGUUUCGGGCUCGUUUUGCCCCUCAAGCUGGCUGGGCCCAUAGCGUACUGUUUGCUGGUGAUCUCUCAGCUUUUAAGCUUAAAACUUCAGAUGAGAGAAAUCAAAUGGAAAAGAAGCGGAAAAGCACAAAGAGGAAAUUGAGUAGUAAGCGCUAA